AUGAAGAUGUCAUGUUUUCCAAGAUUCUAUUCAGCUGGAUUCUUCAUACAUAACGAAGAUAUAUGCAAGCAAUUCUAUGGCGUCAGAGACGUUUACGAAGGAUUCGAUGUAAUGGCUCUCUCUGCUGCUGUAGACGAAGUGCUCCACAAAAUGCUCAGCCUACAAGAAACCCUCGAAUCCACAGUCGAACAGCUUGAAAAAAACAAAGAUUUAUCCAAAACCAACAUCUCAAUGUUGGAUUACAAGAAUUUCAUCCAACAACAAGUGAUUCAACCUCUUUACACCGCUCAUAUCACUCUUCGACAAAUCCGUCUACCAAAAAUCGAAAAUGGCACAACAAACGAAGACCCUUUGAUCAAUACUUUCGUGACAGAAGAAAUCAAAAAGUACAUAACCCCGAAAGAAAACCGUGUUGGAAAGAAGAACAUAUACGGAACCGAAAAGGUAUACAACACGAUAGGCCAUGGAUGUGUCUCCAUGAAGAAAGAACUCGAAGAAUACAUGGAUUACGACAUCGGGUCAUUCUGUAAAGACGAUUGGAACAUCGCCCAAAAUCUCAUGAUCAAGGGUUGCGAUCCAUUACCAAGAAGACGAUGUCUCACAAGAGCUUCAAAGCUCUACCAAAAACCCUACCCGAUAAACGAAUCUUUAUGGAGAAUACCCGAUGGGCGAAACGUGAGAUGGAGUCACUAUUCGUGUAGAAACUUCGAGUGUUUAUCGAGCAAGAAUCCGAAAAGGGGUUUCUCCAAAUGCAUCGGGUGUUUUGAAAUGGAAAAGGAAAGGGUAAAAUGGGUAAUCAACACAACGGUGACAACCGAUUUCUUGAUUGAAGACGUGUUACGGGUCAAACCGGGUGAGAUACGGGUCGGUGUUGAUUUUGGGAUCGGGACCGGGACAUUUGCGGGUCGGAUGCGGGAACAUAAUGUGACGAUUGUGUCUACUGCUUUGAAUCUUGGGGCUCCGUUUAAUGAAAUGAUUGCUCUACGAGGUUUGAUUCCUUUAUAUGUGACAUUGAAUCAAAGGUUGCCUUUUUUUGAUAAUACGAUGGAUUUGAUUCAUACGACUGGGUUUAUGGAUGGGUGGAUUGAUUUGCAGUUGAUGGAUUUUAUUUUGUUUGAUUGGGACCGGGUUUUGAGACCGGGUGGGUUGUUGUGGGUGGACCGGUUUUUUUGUAGCAGGAAGGAUUUGGAUGAUUAUAUGUAUAUGUUUCUGCAGUUUAGGUAUAAGAAGCAUAAAUGGGCUAUUUCGAAUAAGUCUAAAGAUGAGGUUUUUCUUUCUGCUUUAUUGGAGAAACCUCCGAGAAAAAUGGAAGUCACCCGUCUGGAAGAAGAAAUGGGUCGAGAUUUGGUGUUAAGCAGGGUUAAGUCACUCGCAUUACAUCGUCAGAUUGAGAACACGGAGAAAAAGUUGACUUCGUUGACUGUAUUGGUGAUUGUGAGUUUUGGUUUUAUGGUGGAGAAGGUUCUUCGUAUUGUGAACAAGUGA
This is a messenger RNA of Lactuca saligna, 1485 nucleotides long. Lineage: Eukaryota; Viridiplantae; Streptophyta; Magnoliopsida; Asterales; Asteraceae. The record is from the annotation of a GenBank genome assembly.